AUGAGGAAGGAGACAACGCAGCCCGUGUGCCGUGCCACCACCCUGCUGCUUCUCAUCGCCGUCCUCUCCUCCCCGCCGGCGCUCAGCGAGAGGGGGCGCAAGAAGGUCGUCCACGUGUCAGAGGAUGAGAGCGGGGCCGUGGUCGUCCAGACGGCGCCAGGGAAGGUGGUCACCCACCGAGGCGGGACCAUCAUCCUCCCCUGCCGGUACCACUACGACGUGUCAGCCCACGACCCUGCCGAGAUCCGCCUCAAGUGGACCAAAGUGAUGGACCCGAUGUCUUUCGUGGACGUCUUCGUGGCCCUGGGGAAGGAGCGCAGGGCCUUUGGGAGUUACCGGGGGCGCACGGCGCUGCAGGAGGACGGGGCAGGAGACGCCUCCCUCAUCAUCCGCAACGUCACCCUGCAGGAUUACGGGCGGUAUGAGUGCGAGGUCACCGAUGAGCUGGAGGACGACACGGGCAUGGUGAAGCUGGAUCUGGAAGGAGUGAUCUUCCCGUACCACCCGCGCCUCGGCCGCUACACCCUCAACUUCCACGAGGCCCAGGAGGCGUGUCUGGCCCAGGACGGCAUCCUGGCCUCCCACGACCAGCUGCACAAGGCCUGGCUGGAGGGCAUGGAUUGGUGCAACGCCGGCUGGCUGGAGGACGGCUCCGUGCAGUACCCCAUCUCCAGGCCCCGAGACGAGUGCGGCCGCAAAGACACCCCCGUCGGGGUCAGGACCUACGGGUACCGGCACAAGGACGACGAGCGCUACGACGCCUUCUGCUUCACGUCCAACCUGAACGGCAAAGUCUACUUCCUGAAGACCUACCGCAAGCUGAGCUACCCCGAGGCCCUCCAGGCCUGCAAGAAGAACGGUGCCAAGGUGGCCAAGGUGGGCCAGCUCUACGCUGCCUGGAAGACCCAGCUGCUGGACAAAUGUGAGGCGGGCUGGGUGGAGGAUGGCAGCAUUCGCUAUCCCAUCGUCAACCCCCGGGCACGCUGCGGGGGCCAGGAGCCCGGCGUCCGCAACUUGGGCUUCCCGGACAAGAAGUACAAGCUCUUCGGGGUCUACUGCUACAAGAAGGCCAGUGAGGGGUCCGCCAAGAAGGCCAGCGAGGGGUCCCCCAAGAAGGGCAGCGAGGGGUCCCCCAAGAAGGGCAGGGAGGAGCCGGGCAAGGGGAGGCCUCUCCAGGGGUAAGAGGUAGCCGCGGUUGCUCUGCUGGGGACAGAACCAUCAGACGUGCAACCAUCAGACAAACGCCGCAGCUGGAGAGCUGCUACCAUAGUAACCUUCCCCCCCCCCCAGCCAUCCCUUCUCACCUGGAGCCGGCUGUGAGCCAGGACCGUGGUCCUGGCCGCUGAGCCCCAGGGAUCUGGCAUUUCUUGGUAACAGAAUCACAGGAAAUAGAAGGGAACCCCCCCACCCCUUAUCCCUUUCCAUAGCAGGUGGGGCCGGCCCCACGGCAUGGCAGGCUGGGGCGGGGGGCUGUGGUAGAGGGGGAAGGGGGCUGGAGGGGGACCAUGCCAGCUUCAAUUCACUUGCUUUCUCCUGCAAACGGACAUCCAGCCUGUGCACUCGUAGGGGCCGCUCCUGCCAGGCUGUGAUGCAGCCGCUGCCCCCCCUCGCUAACCCAACCUCCGGAUUCCUUCUUGGCUUCACGUUGCUGCGGCUAGUGCUUGGAAUCGAGUGUUUAGGCCUUUCUCUGCUUGCCGAGGGGGCAGGGCUGGGCCCAGGCUCCCCCAUGCCAAUGCCACGCUCCUGUCCGGGGCUGGGGGCUGUUCAGAUGUGCUGCACACCAGCAGCGCUAGGGUGGGUCCUGCUGAACCGGACAGGCCUUGCGCCCUGCUUCUCUGAUGACUGUGGAGGAUGGAAGCUCAGAGGGGGCGGAGGCUCAGAAGAUUAACGCCUGGGUCCAGCUGAGAGCCCUGGACGGGGAGCGGGUGGAUGAGCGCAAAGGGUCUGCUGGGGAUGGCACCGCCCGGUGGAGUUUACGGCCCAUUCCCUCCCCGCCCAUUCCUGUCAGUGCUUCAGCUAACGGCACCGGAGCAAAAUCAACAGCUUCCCCUUGCUGCCCUCAGCACUGGUCAUGCUGACCAAGCUCCCUAAGGGACCAGACGCCACAUACCCAGCACCACAUUCAAUGCAAAGCCUUUGAAAUAAGCAGGGUUAGGCCUAUGCUCCCUGAAUCUACCCUCUGUAAGAGGCCAGGAAAGCAGGCACACCGAGAGCUGGUCUCUCUAACUGAAGCUUUUGUAUUGCAAAACCCCUCUGAGGUCUGUAUAAAACAUCUGGCUGAAUAAUCCCAUCUGCGGAGGUUCGUUUAAUAUUGUAACAAAUCCAUAGCCGUGUAGGGACUCUGCCAUGCUCAGCUAGCUAAUCCAACUUUACAGUGACAACGGGGACAGAACUCCGACCCUCCCACUUCUAAAACACUUUGGGGUGAAGGAGAUUCCCCAUUAGCUCUAUACAGUACAGGGCAUAUGGUACUGAGUGGCACAGCUCAGAUUCCAUCCAGUGGGUGGCAGUGGUGCCACACCCACAGCAGCCUGCUCAUUGCGAUAGUUAGGGUGAAUCGCCUUGCUUCUCCCCGCCACUGAGCACAUGAAGCUAGGCACUAUGGGAGAGCAGGAAUCCGGCAAAUCGGGCCUGGUUAAGCGCAAACAGGCACUGACCACUGCAGUAUGAAAUUGGGCUGCGGGCGCUUCGCCGUGAGGGGCAGUGUUUGUGGGUCCCCCAGGGCUGAUGCUUGCUGCUGUCCCUUAAACAAGCAAAGCACAGGUGGGGGGUUUUCCCCCUCCCGGGCAAAGAAAAAGGUGACUGGUCAGUCCCCUCAGCCACCACUGAAAUCAACACCAUGCAGGAUGGACUCAGAAAUGGGAGAGAAAUCUAGUGAGGGGGCGGAGCCAGAGAAAGGGGCGGGGACAGGGAAAGGGGGCGGGGAUUUGGCAUCCCCCUGACCUGCAGAUGCGCGCUGCCUCCCAGGACAGGGCAAGUGCCAGGGGUUGGACUCAGUCACCCUGGCGGCUCGUAGUGUGUUUCCCUGCUCGAGACGCAGAGCCCGUCCCGGUGGCUGGGACCAUCUCGCCUCCCCCAAGGCAUGCAGUCCAUGUGCCGUCUCCUGCUCUCGCUACAACGCUGCAUCGCUCAGAGGCGCCGUGCGUGACUUCGUUUUCAGCUGCAUGCAUGGCCGGGCGAGGGACACCGCCAGUGACGGGAGGGAGGCCCUGGUCCCUCUGCUCUGAGUUUAGCAGCAGAGCUGACCAAGGUCUCAGUUCCCCCGACUUAGGGCCAGACUGCAACUGGGGACCGACCUGCAAGAGGCUCGCAGAGCCAGAGGUCACAGAUGGGCUCCCCAGAUCCGCUGGGGCCUCCCUUCUGGCCAGUGGGGGGUCGGUGGUGGUCGCUGAGCUCAUGAAAUAAAGGCUUGGCUGCUGAUUGAGAAUGAA
This is a messenger RNA of Chrysemys picta bellii (western painted turtle), 3431 nucleotides long. Lineage: Eukaryota; Metazoa; Chordata; Testudines; Emydidae. The record is from RefSeq and is a predicted model, not a curated record.